Molecule: messenger RNA, 10490 nt
Organism: Coregonus sp. 'balchen'
Lineage: Eukaryota; Metazoa; Chordata; Actinopteri; Salmoniformes; Salmonidae
Source: the annotation of a GenBank genome assembly
GCGACUUACAGUCAUGCGUGCAUACAUUUUUGUGUAUGGGUGGUCCCAUGUUGAUGUUGUGUUUUCUGUUACCAAAGUGUUUCAUCUUUCCCUGCUUUUUCCUAUCCUGCCACACCUUACAGGCUUCCCAUCAUUCGUAUCUUAUUCAUGACAUCAUGUCAUUAAACCUCAAUGCCCCUAUGGUGCUGGAUCAUGAACUCUGCUCCACAGUAAACAGAUGAUUAUUGUAGUGAGUGACAUAGAUGACGUGUCAAGUAUAAAGUAUACCCUAACUAACCAUAAACUUGACAUUGUCUCAUUAUCUGCAUGAGUAUAGCUCUGACGUGGGAGAAGGCUAUAAAUGGUUGAGUGGUAUUGCUCCUCAUAUACAUUUGGUCACAGUACAGUAAGAAGAGUGUGAAGAUGAAGGGCUAUAUUUUGCUGUGUUUAAUAUUUCUGCUCCCUGUCACAGUUAUUGGACAAGGUACUACACCAGAUCGUGAGUAGCAUCUUUUUCUGCUAUGCAAUCUUUUGACGAAAUCUGGAACGCAAGCCUGUUUUAUAUAGCAUGAGUAGGCUUUCUGUAGCUCAGUUGGUAGAGCAUGGUGCUUGCGACGCCAGGAUAGUGGGUUUGAUUCCCGGGACCACCUGUACGUAAAAAUAUGCAUGUAUGACUAAGUUGCUUUGGAUAAAAGUGUCUGCUAAAUGGCAUAUUGUAAGAUUACUGUAGUUAUGAACUUAUACACUGAUGGCAUUUCUAAAAUUAAUGGUAAAAUAGAUAUAAAUAAAUGUCCUGCUGCUUUUUGGGCUCUUUGUUGGCUAGGCUCUUUAUUUGAAGGUAGUGCUCUUUAUCAAAUUGUGUAUUUAGUUUGUCAUGAUGUUGUUGGGCCAAAACAAUUGAAAAAUGUAAUGUUUCAAUUACAUGUUUUGUUUUUACAUCCAGUGACAACAUCGUGUGUAGGAGUAAAGGACUUUGAAGUGUGCAGGAUACAUAUAUCACCUAAAUGCAGUGACAAUAGCAAAUGCUACUGUAAGGACGAUAAAGCAUUUUGUAGGUAUGUUUCAGCAUUUCCCGCACUCUUUUCCCUCAAUAUUUGUAUAUUUGUAUAUACACUGCAUACUGUAUAUCAAACAUUAGGAACCCCCCCCCCCCCCCAAGAACAGCCUCAGUUUGUCAGGGUAUGGAUUCUACAAGGUGUUGAAAGCGUUCCACAGGUAUGCUGGCCCAUGUUGACUCCACCGCUUCCCACGGUUGUGUCAAGUUGGCUGGAUGUCCUUUGGGUGGUGGACCAUUCUUGAUGCACACGGGAAACUGUUGAGCGUGAAAAUCCCAGCAUUGUUGCAGUUCUUGACACAAAGCGGUGCGCCUGGCACCUACUACCAUACCCUUUUCAAAGACACAUAAAUAUUUUGUCUUGCUCAUUCACCCUUUGAAUGGCACACAUACACAAUCCAUGUCUCAAUUGUCUCAAGGCUUAAAAAUCCUUCUUUAAACUGUCUCCUCCCCUUCAUCUACACUGAUUUGAAGUGGAUUUAGGGACUGUACAUUAUUUAUAAUGAGGGAUACCUGGAUAAAAUCGUGUCUCUGAAAUUAAAAUGGAUGGCCCUCCCUUCAGUAAAAUAUAUGUUUACCCUACCCUCCCUGAACGAUUGAAAAAAAACAAGUGACCCUGCCCUAUACCCAAAAUAGUCAUUCAAACAUAAAGUUGAUAGCAGAAAACAUGGACAAGGGUAGGGGUGAAAGAAUAUACAUUAUAAUAAAAGCACUGCAUGAAUCUAUCAUCUUAUUUGCUGUCCGAGAAAAAAAUGCUUUUAUAAACGCAUUUCAUGCAAUUCUAUGUCAUUUUACAUGACUGGAGACAAGUAGAAUAUUUUUUAAUACUACAACAGAGCAUGACAAUUAAUGAGCGGAUGCUGCAGCACGGGAUACGUUUUGAUUUCUAUACAAGCUGUUGUUCAAAAAUAGGAUAGUCUAAGUUUGUAACAGUGCUAAAGUUGUCUAUCAACUGUCAAAAUUGAGCGCAACAGAACCAGUUAAAACUGAAGUAUCUGACCAUCAAUGAAUUAGAGAGAAAGCCAUUCAUUGUUGAACACAGCAGCCGCAUAUCAUCAGGUAGGCCUGGUUUGUCUCUAUGAUAUUCAGAGGCUGCCCUACAACCCUACUUCCCAAGCAAAUCACAGUCAACACAAAUCUAGUUUGUAACAACAAUAUCAUGGAAUAAAAUAGAAUAAAUUAGAAAAUGAUAGUUUCCCAAAUUAUUUUUUUAUGCAUAUUAUGCACUUGUAAAAAAGUAGAUAUACACUACGGUCAAAAGUUUUAGAACACCUCCUCAUUCAAGGGUUUUUCUUUAUCUUUACUAUUUUCUACAUUGUAGAAUAAUAGUGAAGACAUCAAAACUAUGAAAUAACACAUACAGAAUCAUGUAGUAACCAAAAAAGUGUUAAACAAAUCAAAAUAUAUUUGAGAUUCUUCAAAUAGCCACCCUUUGCCUUGAAGAAGCAUGACCCUCCCCCAUUUUCCUCCGGGUAACUAUUGUGUACAUUUUGAUCUCUCCCUUAACAAGUGACAUCAAUAAGGGAUCAUUGCUUUCACCUGGUUAGUCUAUGUCAUGGAAAGAGCAGGUGUCCUUAAUGUUUUGUAUACUCAGUGUAUAUUUGUAUAUAUUUUAAUAUUUUUAGUUUUGGCAUCAGACCUAAUUCGAAAAGUAUUCCGAAUUUGCUGUUAUGUUCCUUUUCAGGUGUAACAACUACAUAAACAUGUGGUACAUAGGGGAGAACUGUGACUUUGAGUGGACAAUAUUGACAUUCGCCCUGGUAGCAACUCUACCAGGAUUGGCCUUGGCUGCUAUUGUUGGUGUGAUGGUCCAGUGUGUCCAUUACUCAAGGAAACCAGCCGAGAAACAAAAGGAUCAGACAGAGGGGUAAGAGCGGGAGAGGGUUUGGACAAGGUUCAAUAUGUCCAUGUGUUUUGCACAUUGUAUGGCACCUAGUAUCAGGAAGUAAGCUUGUUAAAAAUAUUUACAUGUUGAGCAGAAUUUAUUUAGAUUUGUCCACAGUCUUGUUUCAGGUUUGAAAUGACUAGACACUUAUCAUAUUUUUAUAAUGUACAUUUCACUCUUUUCAGUUACACAAAUAAUGCAAUGUCACCAACAACAUAUGAUGAAAAUAAUCAAGAUUACAUGUUCUCCAACACUGUGAGUAGCUUGAGUCCUUUACUUAAUUCUCCCAAUGGUAUUUGACCAACAUAUAACAUAAUGGUGUUUCCAAUGGUGAUGACACAUCCAGAGAUCUUGCUAAGUUAGGGAUUCUUUAUCUCCCAGCAAUAAUGCAGUCAAUCUUUUACCUCAGAUAAAUUCAACUGCAGGUAUUCUUCUAAGGUCAUAAAACCAACCAAAUCACAGGGUACUAAACUCUUGUGACCAUAGGAGAUGGAGAGAAACAGCCUUUGCACUGGUACAAAUCACAGGAGGAUUACAGCACCAUGGCUAUUGUACAUAGCUGAAUAGUCCAGCAUUCCUUAAAUUUUAUUUGUAGUGUUUAAAAAUAUAUAUAUACACUGCUCAAAAAAAUAAAGGGAACACUUAAACAACACAAUGUUACUCCAAGUCAAUCACACUUCUGUGAAAUCAAACUGUCCACUUAGGAAGCAACACUGAUUGACAAUACAUUUCACAUGCUGUUGUGCAAAUGGAAUAGACAACAGGUGGAAAUUAUAGGCAAUUAGGGUUAGGGUUAGACACCCCCAAUAAAGGACUGGUUUAGCAGGUGGUGACCACAGAACACUUCUCAGUUCCUAUGCUUCUUGGCUGAUGUUUUGGUCACUUUUGAAUGCUGACGGUGCUUUCACUCUAGUGGUAGCAUGAGACGGAGUCUACAACCCACACAAGUGGCUCAGGUAGUGCAGCUCAUCCAGGAUGGCACAUCAAUGCGAGCUGUGGCAAGAAGGUUUGCUGUGUCUGUCAGCGUAGUGUCCAGAGCAUGGAGGCGCUACCAGGAGACAGGCCAGUACAUCAGGAGUCGUGGAGGAGGCCGUAGGAGGGCAACAACCCAGCAGCAGGACUGUUACCUCUGCCUUUGUGCAAGGAGGAGCAGGAGGAGCACUGCCAGAGCCCUGCAAAAUGACCUCCAGCAGGCCACAAAUGUGCAUGUGUCUGCUCAAACGGUCAGAAACAGACUCCAUGAGGGUGGUAUGAGGGCCUGACGUCCACAGGUGGUGGUUGUGCUUACAGCCCAACACCGUGCAGGAAGUUUGGCAUUUGCCAGAGAACACCAAGAUUGGCAAAUUCGCCACUGGCUCCCUGUGCUCUUCACAGAUGAAAGCAGGUUCACACUGAGCACGUGACAGACGUGACAGAGUCUGGAGACGCCGUGGAGAAUGUUCUGCUGCCUGCAACAUCCUCCAGCAUGACCGGUUUGGCGGUUGGUCAGUCAUGGUGUGGGGUGGCAUUUCUUUGGGGGGCCGCACAGCCCUCCAUGUGCUCGCUAGAGGUAGCCAUGACUGCCAUUAGGUACCGAGAUGAGAUCCUCAGACCCCUUGUGAGACCAUAUGCUGGUGCGGUUGGCCCUGGGUUCCUCCUAAUGCAAGACAAUGCUAGAUCUCAUGUGGCUGGAGUGUGUCAGCAGUUCCUGCAAGAGGAAGGCAUUGAUGCUAUGGACUGGCCCGCCCGUUCCCCAGACCUGAAUCCAAUUGAGCACAUCUGGGACAUCAUGUCUCGCUCCAUCCACCAAUGCCACGUUGCACCACAGACUGUCCAGGAGUUGGCGGAUGCUUUAGUCCAGGUCUGGGAGGAGAUCCCUCAGGAGCACCUCAUCAGGAGCAUGCCCAGGCGUUUUAGGGAGGUCAUACAGGCACGUGGAGGCCACACACACUACUGAGCCUCAUUUUGACUUGUUUUAAGGACAUUACAUCAAAGUUGGAUCAGCCUGUAGUGUGGUUUUCCACUUUAAUUUUGAGGGUGACUCCAAAUCCAGACCUCCAUGGGUUGAUAAAUUUGAUUUCCAUUGAUAAUUUUUGUGUGAUUUUGUUGUCAGCACAUUCAACUAUGUAAAGAAAAAAGUUUUUAAUAAGAUUAUUUCAUUCAUUCAGAACUAGGAUGUGUUAUUUUAGUGUUCCCUUAAUUUUUUUGAGCAGUGUAUUAACACCCUCUUUGGAGGACAAAAAUAACUUUUUGUUUUUACAGCUUAUUUGCUACAUAUACAUACAUUUUACAUAUUACAUACAUAGCACUUUUUUACACAGUGUUCAGGUAACAUAAAUAUUGUUUUUUUUAAUAUAUAGAUAUCUUGAUGGUCCUCUGUAGCUCAAUUGGUAGAGCAUGGCGCUUGUAACGCCAGGGUAGUGGGUUCGAUCCCUGGGACCACCCAUACGUAAAAAUGUAUGCACACAUGACUGUAAGUCGCUUUGGAUAAAAGCGUCUGCUAAAUGGCAUAUUAUUAUAUCCAUUUACAUUUUAGUCAUUUAGCAGACGCUCUUAUCCAGAGCGACUUACAGUUAGUGAGUGCAUUCAUUUUCAAACUGGCCCCCCGUGGGAAACGAACACACAACCCUGGCGUUGCAAGCGCCAUGCUCUACCAACUGAGCUACAGGGGACUAUAUACAUACAUAUACACACACACAUACAUACAGUACCAGUCAAAAGUUUGGACACACCUACUCAUUCAAGGGUUUUUCUUUAUAUUGGCUAUUUUCUACAUUGUAGAAACAUAGUGAAGACAUCAAAACUAUGAAAUAACACAUAUGGAAUCAUGUAGUAAGCAGAAAAGUGUUUAUAUUUGUGAUUCUUCAAAUAGCCACCCUUUGCCUUGAUGACAGCUUUGCACACUCUUGGCAUUCUCUCAACAAGCUUCACCUGGAUUGCUUUUCCAACAGUCUUGAAGAAAUUCCCACAUAUGCUGAGCACUUGUUGGCUGCUUUUCCUUCACUCUGCCGUCCGACUCAUCCCAAACCAUCUCAAUUGGGUUGAGGUCGGGGGAUUGUGGAGGCCAGGUCAUCUGAUGCAGCACCCCAUCACUCUCCUUGGUAAAAUAGCCCUUACACAGCCUGGAGGUGUGUUGGGUCAUUGUCCUGUUGAAAAACAAAUGAUAGUCCCACUAAGCCCAAACCAGAUGGGAUGACGUAUCGCUGAAGAAUGCUGUGGUAGCCAUGCUGGUUAAGUGUGCCUUGAAUUCUAAAUAAAUCACAGACAGUGUCACCAGCAAAGCACCCCCACACCAUAACUCCUCCUCCUCCAUGCUUUACGGUGGGAACUACACAUACGGAGAUCAUCCGUUCACCCACACCGCGUCUCACAAAGACACGGCGGUUGGAACCAAAAAUCUCCAAUUUGGACUCCAGACUAAAGGACAAAUUUCCAUCGGUCUAAUGUCCAUUGCUCGUGUUUCUUGGCCCAAGCAGAUAUCUUCUUAUUAUUGGUUCAUGGCACACUUCACCAUUAUUCUACAAUGUAAAAAAUAGUACAAAUAAUGAAAAACCCUUGAAUGAGUAGGUGUGCCCAAACUUUUGACUGGUAGUGUGUGUGUAUAUAUAUACAGUGCAUUUGGAAAGUAUUCAGACCCCUUGACUUUUUUCCACAUUUUGUUACAUUACAGCCUUAUUCUAAAAUUGAUUAAAUAGUGGGGGGGUUUCAUGAAUCUACACACAGUACCCCAUAAUGACAAAGCAAAGACAGGUUUUUAGAAACUUUAGCAAAUGUAUUUUUUUUUUUACCCCGGAAAUAUUACAUUUACAUAAGUAUUCAGAGCCUUUACUCAGUACUUUGUUGAAGCACCUUUGGCAGCGAUUACAGCCUUGAGUCUUCAUGGGUAUGACGCUACAAGCUUGGCACACCUGUAUUUAGGGAGUUUCUCCCAUUCUUCUCUGCAGUUCCUCUCAAGCUCUGUCAGGUUGGAUGGGGAGCGUUGCAGCACAGCUAUUUUCAGGUCUCUCCAGAGAUGUUCGAUGGGGUUCAAGUCCAUUCUCUGGCUGGGCCACUCAAGGACAUUCAGAGACCUGUCCCUAAGCCACUCCUGCGUUAUCCUGCUGGAAGGUGAACCUUCGCCCCAGUCGGAGGUCCUGAGCGCUCUGGGGCAGGUUUUAAUCAAAGAUUUCUUUGUCCUUUGCUCUGUUCAUAUUUCCCUCCAUCCUGACUAGUCUCCCAGUCCCUGCUGCUGAAAAACAUCCCCACAGCAUGAUGCUGCCACCACCACGCUUCACCGUAGGGAUGGUGCUAGGUUUCCUCCAGACGUGACGCUUGGCAUUCAGGCCAAAGAGUUCAAUCUUUGUUUCAUCAAACCAGAGAAUCUUGUUUCUCAUUGUCUGAGAGUCCUUUAGGUGCCUUUUGGAAAACUCCAAGCGGGCUGUCAUGUGCUUUUUACUUACAAGUGGCUUAUGUCUGGCCACUCUACCAUAAAGGCCUGAUUGGUGGAGUGCUCCAGAGAUGGUUGUCCUUCUGGAAGGUUCUCCCAUCUCCACAGAGGAACUCUGGAGCUCUGUCAGCGUGACCUUCAGGUUCUUGGUCACCUCCCUGACCAAGGCUCUUCUCCCCCGAUUGCUCAGUUUGGCUGGGCAGCCAGCUCUAGGAAGAGUCUUGGUGGUUCCAAACUUAUUCUAUUUAAGAAUGAUGCAGGCCACUGUGUUCUUGGGGACCUUCAAUGCUGCAGAAAUUUUUGGUACCCUUCCCCAGAUCUGUGCCUCGACACAAUCCUGUCUCGGAGCUGUACGGACAAUUCCUUCGACCUCAUGGCUUGGAUUUUGCUCUGAAAUGCACUGUCAACUGUAGGACCUUAUAUAGACAGGUGUGUGCCUUUCCAAAUCAUGUCCAAUCAAUUGAAUUUACCACAGUUGGACAAUUUAAUCAAUUUUAGAAUAAGGCUGUAACGUAACAAAAUGUGGAAAAAGUAAAGGGGUCUGAAUACUUUCCGAAUGCACUGUACAUUAACAUUUUUGUUUUUAAGCCCUGGAUUUAUAACCCUUUGAUGUUCUUGUUGGAUCUGAUUUUAGUAGCUAGCAUUUCAAUGUCUAUAACAAAUAGAUACGGAGACAACAGAGAGCCUUGUUUUACUCCUCAUGACAGUUAAAUACUUUCUGAAAAGUAAUCAUUUUUUACUAUUUUACACCUGGGGUUGCUAUACAUAACUUUAACCCAUUGUAUAAGAGAUUCACCGAAAUUGAAAUAGUCCAGGCAUUUAUAUAUAAAUUGUAAUCGUACUUUAUCAAAAGCCUUUUCAAAAUCUGCUAUGAAAACUAGGUCUGGUUCCAUUGUUUCAAGUAAUUGUCGUAUAUUAUCUCCAAUGUGUAUCAUCCAUGUAAAAAGCCAGUCUGAUCAGAAUGAAGAGUAUCUGGUGAAACCUUUUUAAUUCUAUGUGCUAUGCAUUUCGCCAGGAUUUUCGCACCACAACAUUGAAGCAUUCCUUUGUCUUUGUUAUUGUACAUUAUAUUGCCCCGUUAGAUAAACAUGUAUCAUGUCGCAACAAUCUGUUUUAGUUUAUUACACUGUCAAGCAACAUGUUUACCUCCCGAGUGGCGCAGUGGUCUAAGGCACUGCAUCGCAGUGCUAGCUGUGCCACUAGAGAUCCUGGUUCGAAUCCAGGCUCUGUCGUAGCCGGCCGCAACCGGGAGACCCAUGGGGCGGCGCACAAUUGGCCCAGGGUAGGGGAGGGAAUGGCCGGCAGGGGAUGUAGCUCAGUUGGUAGAGCAUGGCGUUUGCAACGCCAGGGUUGUGGGUUCGAUAAAAUAAUGUAUGUGCUAACUGUAAGUCGCUCUGGAUAAGAGCGUCUGCUAAAUGACUAAAAUGUAAAUGUAAUGUUUACAUUUUGCAAAGUAAACAUUGCCCUGAGCAACUAUCUCUAUUUGUCUUAUUUCUGAAGAAUCGGCUAAAGCCCCCCAGUUUCCAGCCCACCCUGGAGAGGUUUCCCAUGGCCAAUUUACACAACCACCCUUACAGGUUAGCUGUCUGAACAAAAUUCAACUUGCCACUGGUUUUCACUUUCAUUAUGGGGGUCCUUAUUGGGUCUGCAAUGUUAUGUGCUUUUAUUGAAAUGUUGUUCUCUCUACUCUCUUAGCCCCCAACCAAACGGCAUGCGGCCCACUUUAGAUAGAUCGUCUUUGGCCAUCCCUCCAAGCCAGCCAUACAGGUAAACCCUUGUAAGACUGUCAUAUAGAAUGUAUCCAAAAUGCAUUCUAAGCAAAGAAAGUAGGAAUUAUUAUUUUUGCAACGCUUGCUUUGUUAAAUAAACCCCAAAAAGUAAUCAGGAAUUAUUGUGGUCCUCUUUUCACCAGAAAAUAACUUCCCGUUUACUACAUUGUUCUCUUCAUUCUCUUAGCUCUUCACCAAACAACAUUCGUCCCUCUUUAGAUAGAUCGUCUUUGGCCAUCCCUCCAAGCCAGCCAUACAGGUAAGCUAGUUUAUGUUGUGUUUUUCAGUGUAAUACUUUGUUCAAUGGCAGUGAUGUUGUACACAUUUUGUUUGUAUAAACAUACGAUACUCUGUGAUGGACAAAAAAGUUAAAAUUAGAGACAACAGGACAAUGCUCCCUCUACACAGUACUAGUAGUCAUCCAGUGAUUUGAGGAGCAUGACACUGACGUUAUCCAUACCCAUUUCCAGCAUGGUAUUUUGUCAUUGACUAAAAAAAUCUACUAUUGAAAUGUUGAACUCUAUGCUCGCUCAGCCCUUCACCAAGCAGUAUGCGACCUACUUUAAAUAUAUAUAUUUUUGCCAACCCUGUGAGCCAGCCAUACAAGCCCGUUUCUUUUGAUUUGUGUGCUUUCAAUCUGAUACAGUACUUUGUUCCAUGACAAGUUAUAUGAUCAUGUGCACUUAACUACAUUAUAAUUAUUGUUUUGAACUGUCUGCUCCGGGGCUGUAGCUAUGCUACAGGGAUGACCCAGCCCCUGGGUAACGCCUACCCCAAGUCUCCAUCACCAAGGAACCCCUAUGAAGACAGAGCGCCACCUCCAGACUGUUAUGACGACCAGCACAUGAGACCAACACAGCCCCCACCAGGACACAAUGGCAUGAUGGUGAGUGAUUGCUUCCCCCUAUUGAACAGUAUGAUAAAUUCAACUGAUCAACUGGACAAGCAAACUGUAGGGCAAAACUGUGGCUGAAACGUGGCUUUAAUCUUAGCCCCUAGAUGACCAGGCUGCUAUAGAAAGCAGUGUUUUGACAUGAGAUCUGUUUCUAUCGUCUAGAGAGAAGGCAUGUAUGGGUAUCCUGUGGCCAGUUCCCCUGCUCCCCUCUACUCAGCUCCGGAGUACAACCCCAGUUCCCAGUUUCCCCGAGCCCAUUUGGAGAGACUCUGAGGACAAACAGUGGGACCCUGGACUGAACUAGGAAGGAAGUGGAGCUCCACCAAUUUCACUAUUACAAUGACCAAAAUUGAACUCACAUCUAAUUUAAAGUGAGCGGAAUAGCUCAACAUUCAAGGCCUUUGUAAACGUUCAUUUAACAUAGUAAAAAAUUGAAAUUUAAAGGCAAUGUUCCCACAUUCACAGAGAAUGCAUUCAAGGUAAACGCUGCAUAUGUCGGCUCA